AAUGAGCGGACCACCAACAGACGGUUCAUCAAUGGAGAAUCGACGACUGUCCCCAAAGAGAGGAAGUCAAGUUGACAAAAGCGACAAGAAGAAGAAACGAAGGAGAUCUUCGUCGUCGUCCUCGUCUUCAUCCAGCAGCGCAAGUGCGAGCAGAGCGAAGAAGAAGACAACAUCGCACAAAAGUCCAGAUGGAAAAACAGAAAGAAAGAAGCGCAGGCGUAGCUCGUCUUCCUCCUCGUCAUCAUCCUCAUCUACCUCUUCCUCGUCCAGUGAUGAAAUGAGCAAGAAGAAGAGUAAAGGAAAGAAGAAGAAAAAACUAUCCAAGAAGAAAAAAGCCAAACUGAAGAAACAGCGUAAGAAGGAGAAGAAGAAGCUGAAAAAGAAGCUGAAAAAGAAAAAGGAGGAAGAAGAGGAGGAGAAGAAGAAGAAGAUGAUGAUGGCAGAGCCUGUUAUCCUCCCUGUAGAAAAACCGCCAUCUUCAUUGGAGGUGUGGCAGGCGGAUGAUGGAGGAGUGGAGCUGGGCCCAGUGAUGACAGACGAGCAGAAGGCCCGCCUGGCCACCAGGAGGCCUCUCACCAAGGAGGAGUACGACGCCCGGCAGAGUGUCAUCCGCAAGGUGGUGGACCCCGAAACGGGACGCACCAGGCUGGUGAGGGGCGAGGGAGAGAUCAUCGAGGAGAUGGUCAGCCGUGAAAAACACAAGGACAUCAACAAGCAAGCCACCAAAGGGGACGGCAACUCCUUCCAGAGAACACUUGGACUCAACAGGUAGAAGAUGCUGUAACUUGGCCGUUGGUGCAUAAAACAAAACGUUGGAUUCACUAAAAGUUGACCUCGGCUGCUCGUAUUUCAAUGAUGUAAAAACGUCACAUUUUUUGUGUAGAUUAAACUAUAGUUUAACAACUUCCCCACGAGGUAGAGGAACACAAUUGUUGUUUAUAUGUCAGAUUUCCAAUUAUUUUAAGGGGCAAAGGGGUUUCCCUUAUGAUAUUGAUAUUGGAUACCGGUCCGAUAUCAACAAAAAAAAGUAUUCGAUUAUAUCGGCUUGCAUAUUAAAUCUCCAAAAUAACUUCUGAGACAACCAGUCCUACUUGUGCAAAACUGGACAGCCAGUUAACAGCUAAUUCUCCUCCAAAAAGCACACAAGGUUGGUCUCCUCUUGUAUUUUAAGUGAAGUGGUAGGUUAUACUAUUGGCUAGAAGUGAGUAGCUACACGACAGCCAAGCAUACAAUAGCUCACAAGCUAGACAUACUGUUAGAAUAAUUGUUUCAGAAUUAUCACAAAAAUGUUGUAUUACAUUGAGUUCCUGACAAGAAGACAAAAGCUGUCUUUGAAACCUACCAAGAGUAAGGCUCGUAAAACUCCACUUUGUAGGGGGGGAAGCAAGAUGAAGAUGUUCCUGUGGGUAAUCAACAGAAAGAUAUUGUUCUAACCUAAGGACUUCAAAACGGAGAGAACCAAGGAUCUGCCCAAUUUCCAGACCACCUCUUUUUGAAGACACAUACGAAAUACGUGUCCUUAAUUAAACAAUAUUGAAGUCUAAAACAUUACAUUUGUCAAUGUAAACUAGUACCAAAAAAAUUCUAGUUGCAUUUUACUAACAGAUACAAAGUCUUCAAGGCAGAGGUGUAGUAGAAAGUAUCCAGUAACAAACGUCUCCGCAUCAUGAGGUUAAUAACCUAAUAAAUUGUUGAAAAAAAAAAUACCACUCCACUUAAAUUAAAGACAGCAUAAAGUCAUUCCAGAUUGUUAAUGAUGAAUAGAUAAGUGUUCACUUGAUGAAGCCUGUUCUAACAUUCCACGCUACAAAAAUUGUGCUGAUAUCAUAUAGGAUCAAUAUCGGUAUUGGACAAUACCCUAGGCUCCAAAAUUGGUAUAUCGAAAUUAAAUAAGUUGUAUGGGGACAACGCUAGUAACAAUGAAUAUAAAUAUAUAUUUUUUGUUAUUUUUCUAGCCUAUUAAAAACAUAGGUUUGGAAAUGCAUGCUUUUUUGAAAAUGUCUGGCGGGUACAUGGUGGCCGUUUACAACCUAAAUAUUUCAAAUUUUUCCCAGUUUGUAUUCCGCAUGUAUAAGUGCUUUUUUCACACACUCGACAAAUCUGGUCGGAUGACUUCAGACGAAUAAAGAUUUUUUUGCU
Messenger RNA from Entelurus aequoreus (snake pipefish), 2139 nucleotides. RefSeq names its product ADP-ribosylation factor-like 6 interacting protein 4 (gene arl6ip4). The record is from RefSeq and is a predicted model, not a curated record. NCBI's taxonomy places the organism in Eukaryota, Metazoa, Chordata, Actinopteri, Syngnathiformes, Syngnathidae. The transcript is spliced from 6 exons. Bases 2 to 772 code for a protein of 256 amino acids.